Gopherus flavomarginatus (Mexican gopher tortoise) is the source of this 2409-nucleotide messenger RNA. RefSeq names its product poly(A) binding protein cytoplasmic 4 (gene PABPC4). The record is from RefSeq and is a predicted model, not a curated record. The coding region runs from base 381 to 2033 and encodes 550 amino acids. Lineage: Eukaryota; Metazoa; Chordata; Testudines; Testudinidae. Gene Ontology annotation, molecular function: mRNA 3'-UTR binding; poly(A) binding; poly(U) RNA binding. Gene Ontology annotation, cellular component: cytoplasmic stress granule; ribonucleoprotein complex; cytosol. The transcript has 12 exons.
GCCUAUUGCCAGCUGCUUCCCCUCUUCCUCUCCCAGGGCCUGAGAUAAUCAAACACACCUCUCCUGCACCAUUCUAUCUCCACCCCCAAAAUCCCCACCAGCUUCUCUUGCAUGAACCCCCUCUCUGCUGCUCUUGACUUUCCAAUCCAAGAGUGCUCUGCUCUUAUCCUGACUUCCUAUUGGCCUCUACUUCCUUCUGCCCUGAGGGGGACCACUCACCCCUUGUUCCCACUUCAUUUUCGAUUAGCCAAAAUUAGUGAUUUUUUUAAAAAAAUAUAUAAUUGUAAAUUCCGUUUUAGUUUCUAAAACUUUUGUUUGUUUAAAAAAAAACCCUUUAAAAAACAAAUUAGUUUCUGGUGGGAGUGCGUGCUGGGUGGAAGAUGAAUACGGCUGCUAGUAGCUACCCGAUGGCGUCACUGUAUGUGGGCGACCUGCACCCUGAUGUCACUGAGGCCAUGUUGUAUGAGAAGUUCAGCCCUGCUGGGCCUGUACUCUCCAUCCGAGUCUGCAGGGAUAUGAUCACCCGUCGCUCCCUGGGAUAUGCCUAUGUCAACUUCCAGCAGCCAGCUGAUGCUGAGCGUGCUCUAGACACCAUGAACUUUGAUGUGAUCAAAGGCAAACCCAUCCGCAUUAUGUGGUCUCAGCGGGACCCCUCUCUGAGGAAGUCGGGGGUUGGGAAUGUCUUCAUCAAGAAUCUGGACAAAUCCAUAGACAACAAGGCACUUUAUGACACAUUCUCAGCAUUUGGGAAUAUCUUGUCCUGCAAGGUGGUGUGUGAUGAGAAUGGCUCUAAGGGCUACGCAUUUGUGCACUUUGAGACCCAAGAUGCUGCAGACAGAGCCAUCGAGAAGAUGAAUGGCAUGCUGCUAAACGACCGCAAAGUAUUUGUUGGGAGAUUCAAGUCCCGUAAGGAGCGGGAGGCGGAGCUGGGAGCCAAAGCAAAGGAAUUCACCAAUGUUUAUAUUAAAAAUUUUGGGGAUGACAUGGAUGAUGAGAGACUAAAGGAGCUCUUCAGCAAAUAUGGCAAGACACUGAGUGUCAAGGUGAUGACAGAUCCCACUGGAAAGUCCAAAGGCUUUGGGUUCGUGAGCUUCGAAAAACAUGAAGAUGCCAACAAGGCAGUGGAAGAAAUGAAUGGAAAGGAUAUUAAUGGAAAAAUGGUAUUUGUAGGCCGGGCACAGAAGAAAGUAGAGCGCCAGGCAGAGCUGAAACGGAAGUUUGAGCAGCUGAAACAAGAGAGAAUCAGUCGGUACCAGGGUGUUAAUCUGUACAUUAAGAACCUAGAUGACACUAUUGAUGAUGAAAAACUGAGGAAGGAGUUUUCGCCUUUUGGGUCUAUUACAAGUGCCAAGGUGAUGCUGGAGGAUGGACGAAGCAAAGGGUUUGGCUUCGUCUGUUUUUCCUCUCCAGAAGAAGCUACCAAAGCCGUGACUGAGAUGAAUGGGCGUAUCGUGGGCUCCAAGCCAUUGUAUGUCGCACUGGCACAGAGGAAAGAGGAGCGAAAGGCCCACCUCACUAAUCAGUAUAUGCAGCGCAUUGCUGGAAUGAGAGCCCUGCCUGCGAACACAAUCAUUAACCAGUUCCAGCCAGCUGCUGGGGGGUACUUCAUGCCUGCUGUGCCCCAGGCUCAGAGCAGACCCACUUACUAUGCACCCAAUCAGAUGACGCAGAUGAGACCUAACCCACGCUGGCAGCAAGGGGGGAGACCUCACCCUGGCUCAAAGCUGGUGAUUUACCUUCCCUCUUUGUCAUUAAUGCUGCAAAGCACCUCAGAGCACGCUACAAAGACCAUCUGUUUGACCUUUGCUUUCCUAGGAGAACGUUUGUUCCCCCUGAUCCAAGCUAUGCACCCCAGCCUUGCGGGGAAGAUCACAGGAAUGCUACUAGAGAUUGACAAUUCCGAACUACUGCACAUGCUGGAGUCUCCAGAAUCCCUCCGGUCAAAGGUGGAGGAGGCUGUUGCAGUGUUGCAGGCUCACCAAGCCAAGAAGGAAGCUGCCCAGAAGGUGGGCGUGGUUGCUGCUACCUCUUAAACCAGGAAGACUGGAUGCAAAGAAGCCAAAUAGCCCCUUCACGGACAUCAGUUCAAGAUGUUUGGAGAUACCCUUCGCUGUCCUGCAGAUCUCAACACCAUGCAACAUAUCACAUAGCUAUACUGUAUUUUGUAAAUUAAUCUUUAAAAAUCUUGUUUAAAAAGUCAAUUCCAUGACACUUUAGGUUUCCAAGACCAGGAUUAAGUUUGCAAGCUUUUCCUUUGUGGCCAGGACAGAGCUAAUCUUUGUCUUUUGUAAGCAGGACGUUGAGGAUUUCUGACUGGAAGUUUUUUGUGGGUUUGGUUUUUAACUGAACAAUCCAGUUUGCGAAGUCUGGAAAGCCUUUAUCAAUAAAGGAAGAAAACCUUUCAUUAAA